Arxiozyma heterogenica is the source of this 1506-nucleotide messenger RNA. RefSeq names its product rRNA-binding endoribonuclease (gene NOB1). The record is from RefSeq and is a predicted model, not a curated record. Gene Ontology annotation, cellular component: preribosome, small subunit precursor. The transcript has a single exon. Gene Ontology annotation, biological process: maturation of SSU-rRNA; ribosomal small subunit biogenesis. Gene Ontology annotation, molecular function: RNA endonuclease activity. NCBI's taxonomy places the organism in Eukaryota, Fungi, Ascomycota, Saccharomycetes, Saccharomycetales, Saccharomycetaceae. Bases 1 to 1506 code for a protein of 501 amino acids.
AUGUCCUUUGCACACGUUAGGGCACUUAUUUUAGAUGCCACUCCUUUAAUUACUCAACCUUAUACCCAUUAUCAAAAUUUUGCACAAGAGUUUUAUACAACACCUACUAUUAUUCAAGAAAUUAGAGAUGCGCAAGCUAGAAAAAACUUAGAAAUUUGGCAAAGUUUAGGCAAUCUUCAUCUAAUUCAUCCUUCAGAAGAGUCUAUUAAAAGAGUAUCUCAAUUUGCUAAAUUGACAGGUGAUUAUUCUGUGCUGAGUGCUAAUGAUAUUCAUAUUUUGGCUUUGACUUAUCAACUGGAAGUUCAGUUAAACAAAGGCGAUUGGAGAUUGAGGAAAAGACCUGGUGAUAAGUUGGAGGAGGAACAAAAGUAUCAAACAGACAAAGUAAAUAAAACGCCUCAAAAGGGUGUUAGGAAUAUUACUAAGCAAAUAACUUCUAAAAAAGAUGGUUCAUUAGCAGAAAAAAAUACACCAAAUGAGAAACUUGAAAAAUCUCGGAAAGCAACUGACAAUAAACCAAAAAAGAAACGUAGAAGAGGAGGUAAAAGACAGCGUGAAAAGAGGAAAGCUAGAUUAGCUGCAGAAGCCUCAGAUAGCACUCAAACGGAUGGUUCGAUUAAUGUAAAAUCUGAUGAAGUUGAAUCAGUAUCAAAACAGGUUGAAAUAAAAGAAGAUGUUGCAAUAAAUCAAAUUAUUGAUGUUUUACCAGAAAAGGACCUAACUGUAAAAGAAGAUGAAUUAAUAAAUGAAUUGGAAGAUGACGAUUUGGAAGAUGACGAUGACGGUGAAUGGAUCACUCCUGAUACUUUAACAGAAGCCUUACUUAAAGACAGUGGUGAAGAUACAGUUGGUUUACGAGGUGUAGAAGUAUCUGAAGAACAAAGGAAAGAAGCGUUGGAUUUACCAAAGAAUCAAGUAGCUUUGGCUACAGGAGAUUUUGCUAUACAAAAUGUAGCAUUACAAUUGAAUUUGAAUUUGAUGAAUUUCCACUCUGGUCUAAGAAUUAAAAGAUUACGCAAUUAUAUGUUAAGAUGCCAUGCAUGUUUUCAAAUGUUCCCAUUACCAAAAGAUGGUAAGCCAAAGCACUUUUGUCCAUCUUGUGGUGGACAAGGCACUUUAUUAAGAUGUGCAGUUUCUGUGGAUGCCCGUACUGGUAAAGUUACUCCACAUUUAAAAGCCAAUUUCCAAUGGAACAAUCGUGGUAACCGUUACUCUAUUGCUAGUCCUUUAUCUAAAAAUUCUCAAAAGAGGUACGGUAAAAAGGGUUUUGACCAUAGUAAGCAAAAUCAAGGGGUUGAACUUCUGAGAGAAGAUCAAAAAGAAUACGAACAAGUGAUGAAACAAGAGGAAUGGACCCGCAAACAUAAUGAAAAGGUUUUGAACAAUUGGAUUGGUGGUGGAUCUGCAGAUAACUAUAUAUCACCAUUUGCAAUUACUGGUUUAAAACACCAUAGUGUUCGUGUAGGAAGAGGAAGACAUGCAAAUAGUUCUAGACGUAAGAAAUAG